AUGGACGACUACCCAGGCCCGGAGAUGAACGCCUACUUCCGGUGGGGGUACUCACGGUGCUACGGCGACGGGUCGUACACCACCACCGGAGACGACAGAUCCAACAACCCACACGUCUGGCCGUACAGAAUGCCGUUCCCUGAAGUGUCGUACGAAGGGUACGGCCUCCAGCCUCCAACUCAGGCUCGGACUCGGGACUCGAAGAAGAAGAAGGAAGGUUCCACUGCAAAGCCGCAUGAGCAAGAGGGGGGGAAGAGGAGGAAGAAAGGAAAGGGCAAGGGCAAGAAGGCGUUGGAUGGCGCUGAGAGUGCUGAGACCCCAGUGCCCCCAACAUCGAAAGGCCCAGACACCUCGCCGAAAUCCCAGCCGAAAGCUCCAGGCGGUGUGCCGAAGUUGAAGGGUGCCAAUGCCGAUAAGCCAGUGGGAACAGGUGCAGAUGCACUACCAAAGACAAAAAUCCACCACGGGCCCGGGGAGGUAUCCUCGAGCGCAAAGCCCAGCCGUGGUGCCAGGGGCGGUCAGCCAAAGGGAGGGAACAGAGGUGGGCCAAAGGGUGGUAAAGCCGCCGGGCCUGUCAAGACUUCUGGAAAAGAGAAUACCUUUAAACCAAAGGGUGGACAUCCCGAUGGAAAUCCGAAGAGUGGGGCGAAAGCGCCUGAGGAUCGGAAAGGGAAGGGUGUAGAGAGGCCGCCCUGUGCCGAUGGAAAACUUGUCGCUCAGAGCAGGGGACCAGGAUGUGACCCGGGAACGGUGCACGUGCAGGUGGAUGAGACAAAGGGCAAGAAACCAAGAGCAAGACGCCGGAGGAAUAAUAGAGGCCAGAACAAGGAGGUCGAAUCGCGUUCUGCGCCGAACAAUCAGAAGAAAGACUAA
Messenger RNA from Coprinopsis cinerea okayama7#130, 873 nucleotides. RefSeq lists its product as hypothetical. NCBI's taxonomy places the organism in Eukaryota, Fungi, Basidiomycota, Agaricomycetes, Agaricales, Psathyrellaceae. Bases 1 to 873 code for a protein of 290 amino acids. The record is from RefSeq and is a predicted model, not a curated record. The transcript is spliced from 2 exons.